UCUUCAGAUUCAACGCAAAGCCGAUAAAUCUCAGAAACCCCCUUUCAGACCCGCCAUUGAUGACACCAAGCCCGUUCUUCAGGACCCAGAGGCUCAAUCACGGGCGUCAAGAAGACACUGCAGCGUUGAUUAACAAUGCUUACACCUUUGUGUCUGUACCAAAGGCAAUGGCUUUAGACAAAACACGAGGAGCUGUAUGCCGAAACUGUCUUGGCAGUGGCGCUGUUCUUUGAAAAUGGAAAGCUCUCAACUGAAAACGAGCUAAAGUCGUCUCUGAGUUUACAGAAUGUCCAAACUGUUACGGUUCGUUCGCUCCUUUUCUUGCUAUUCUAUUUGGUCUACUCAUCAAACGGAUCUGUUUGGCAUCAGGGAUCUGGAUUUCUCCGCGGUGGCUACUCCGUGUUUCUUUUUCCGCGUUGGUAAACAACAGGUUGAGACUCAGUCAUCUUCUGCAGAAAAGAGUGAAAAGGAGAAAGGGGAGAAAGAGGGAGAGAAGGGAGAAAAACCAGAGCAAGGGGAGCUAGGGAAACCAAAGAGGGACAGUCCUAGACGUACCCUGAGGGUGUUUUCGAUGUGGGACGGAACAGAAGACUCAUACAAGGUUGGAAAGAUCAACCCAAAGCUCAAGAACAAGAUGCAAUCAACGAAUCAUCGAGAUAACACAAUCACAUCGAUGAAAACGAGCUUACACAGACGCAACUCAAACCACUCACCUUUGAACAGAUUCGAAUCUGAUUUUUGGCCGGAGUUCGUGGUGUUUUCCGGUGAUUCCAAUACCGGAGAUCCUUCUAGACCUUCUAAGGCUGCCCCUCUUUGCUUUCUAGAGCUCCCUUCCUCUUAUCUCCCUCUCUUUCUCUUCCUAUCUCUCUCUUUCUUCUCUUUCUCCUAAGUUUUUCCUCUGCAGAGAAAAUGGCUGAGAUGCCAUCUUUGCAGGUGUUUUUCUUCGACAAGGACGAGUCAAAUGGGCUCUAGCUCAUUCCCACUGUAAAGCCUGCAUCGUGAAGGGUCCAGGGGUGGUCGCGACGCAUCAUUUGGCUGCCUACACGCGGCGAAAAGGGUGGUCAAAGUCGGCAACUCGAGCUGGAUUGCACAUGUACCUGUCGUGGGCUGGACCGGUCGGUCUGACACUUGGACCGGUCGGUCCAGGCAUCCUGUUUCAUCGUUCUCUCGUCUCUUUCGCGCGUGGUGAUGCCCGGACCUUUUCCCGGUACCUUAGGGUCCAUUUUUAAGGUUUUUAAGACCCGUCGAUCUAAUUCUUCUCUUCUUCUUUUUUUCGCGGAACUAAUUAAAUAUUUGAAUCCGGAUUCGGGG
Molecule: messenger RNA, 1311 nt
Organism: Tarenaya hassleriana
Lineage: Eukaryota; Viridiplantae; Streptophyta; Magnoliopsida; Brassicales; Cleomaceae
Product: protein EMBRYO SAC DEVELOPMENT ARREST 3, chloroplastic-like
Exons: 5
Coding region: 287-889 (200 amino acids)
Source: RefSeq, a predicted model, not a curated record